GGAGGCUGCUUCCGGGGAGAGUGGGGCAACCGGUUGGGCUUGCGGCCGGCGAGUGUAGCGCGCGGGCGUGGGAGCCAGGCCUUGCGGACGGAGGGGGCGUUGUCUUCUUUUCUGUCCCGGAGGGGCCGGUGAAGCCGGGAGCUGAACUGCAAAAUGAACUUUCUUCGCGGGGUCAUGGGCGGUCAGAGCGCCGGACCCCAGCACACGGAAGCCGAGACGAUUCAAAAGCUUUGUGACCGAGUAGCUUCAUCUACUUUACUCGAUGAUCGAAGAAAUGCUGUUCGUGCCCUCAAAUCAUUGUCUAAGAAAUACCGCUUGGAAGUGGGCAUCCAAGCUAUGGAGCAUCUUAUCCACGUUCUGCAAACAGAUCGUUCGGAUUCUGAAAUAAUAGGUUAUGCUUUGGACACACUAUAUAAUAUAAUAUCUAAUGACGAAGAAGAAGAACUUGAAGAAAAUUCCACAAGACAGAGUGAGGAUUUGGGAAGCCAGUUUACAGAAAUUUUCAUUAAGCAGCAAGAAAAUGUCACUCUGCUGUUGUCUUUAUUGGAGGAGUUUGAUUUCCAUGUUCGCUGGCCCAGUGUGAAGCUUCUGACUUCUCUCUUAAAACAACUAGGUCCUCAGGUGCAACAAAUUAUUUUAGUUAGUCCCAUGGGUGUUUCAAGACUGAUGGACUUACUAGCAGACUCCAGGGAAGUCAUACGUAAUGACGGCGUCUUACUACUACAGGCACUGACAAGAAGCAACGGUGCAAUUCAGAAAAUAGUUGCCUUUGAGAAUGCUUUUGAGAGACUGCUGGACAUUAUCACUGAGGAGGGGAGCAGCGACGGAGGCAUAGUUGUCGAAGAUUGUUUGAUUUUGCUUCAAAACUUGUUAAAAAACAACAAUUCAAAUCAAAAUUUUUUUAAAGAAGGCUCAUAUAUUCAACGCAUGAAACCUUGGUUUGAAGUUGGAGAUGAGAAUUCUGGCUGGUCUGCACAGAAAGUGACAAAUCUUCAUCUGAUGCUUCAGCUUGUGCGGGUGCUAGUGUCUCCCACCAACCCCCCCGGGGCCACCAGCAGCUGCCAGAAGGCCAUGUUCCAGUGUGGCUUGCUGCAGCAGCUGUGCACCAUCCUGAUGGCCACCGGCGUUCCUGCAGACAUCCUGACCGAGACCAUAAACACUGUCUCAGAAGUCAUUCGUGGCUGCCAAGUCAACCAGGACUACUUUGCCUCUGUGAACGCACCUUCGAACCCCCCAAGGCCGGCCAUCGUGGUGCUGCUGAUGUCCAUGGUCAAUGAAAGACAGCCGUUCGUUCUGCGCUGUGCUGUUCUCUAUUGUUUCCAGUGCUUCUUAUACAAAAACCAGAAGGGACAGGGAGAAAUUGUGUCAACACUUCUGCCUUCCACUAUUGAUGCAACAGGGAGCUCUGUCUCAGCAGGGCAGUUGUUGUGUGGAGGCUUGUUUUCUACUGAUUCACUCUCGAACUGGUGUGCUGCGGUGGCCCUUGCCCAUGCUCUGCAAGAAAACGCUACUCAGAAAGAACAGUUGCUCAGGGUUCAGCUUGCGACAAGUAUCGGCAACCCACCCGUCUCCCUGCUGCAGCAGUGCACCAACAUCUUGGCUCAGGGAGAUAAAAUCGACAGACGGGGAAGCAAAAUACAGACACGAGUUGGCUUGCUAAUAUUGCUGUGUACAUGGUUGAGCAAUUGUCCCAUUGCGGUGACACAUUUCCUGCACAAUACAGCCAAUGUGCCAUUCCUUACAGGACAGAUUGCAGAAAAUCUUGGGGAAGAAGAGCAGUUGGUGCAAGGCUUAUGUGCCCUUCUAUUGGGCAUUUCAAUAUACUUCAACGAUAACUCGCUUGAGACCUACCUGAAAGAGAAACUAAAGCAACUAAUAGAGAAGAGGAUUGGCAAAGAGAAUUUCAUAGAGAAGCUAGGAUUUAUUAGCAAACAUGAAUUAUACUCCAGGGCAUCACAGAAACCCCAGCCAAACUUUCCCAGUCCAGAAUACAUGAUAUUUGAUCAUGAAUUCACAAAGCUGGUGAAAGAACUUGAAGGCGUUAUAACUAAGGCUAUUUAUAAGUCCAGUGAGGAAGAUAAAAAAGAGGAAGAGGUAAAGAAAACUUUAGAACAGCAUGACAAUAUCGUGACUCACUACAAAAAUAUGAUUCGUGAGCAGGAUCUACAGCUAGAGGAGCUAAAGCACCAGGUUUCUACAUUAAAAUGUCAAAAUGAACAGUUGCAGACAGCAGUCACACAGCAAGCUUCUCAGAUUCAGCAGCAGAAGGAUCAGUACAAUCUUCUGAAAGUCCAGCGGGGAAAAGACAGUCAGCCUCAAGGCUUGCCCAGUGACGGGGCUCAGGUAAAUGGGAUUCAGCCAGAAGAAAUGAGUCGAUUGAGAGAAGAGAUAGAAGAAUUGAAAAGUAAUCAGGAGCGUUUACAAAGCCAGCUGGCUGAGAAAGACUCUUUGAUUGAAAAUUUGACGAAAUCAGUUCCGGUCCCAGGAGAGAGUGAGGCCGGGGCAGCGGCUGGUGUUGCCGAGGUGGAAGGGAGGCUGUCGGUCUUGCUGCAGGAGACGAGGGAGCUACAGAACGAAAUUAAAGUUUUGUCUGCGGAAAGAACUGCCCUUAAGGAGCAGCUGGAUUCCUCUAAUAGCACCAUUGCCAUUUUACAAAAUGAGAAGGACAAGCUGGAGCUGGAAAUCACAGAUUCCAAAAAGGAACAGGAUGACCUCCUGGUUCUGUUGGCUGACCAAGACCAGAAAAUACUGUCACUGAAGAAAAAACUGAAGGACCUUGGUCACCCAAUUGAAGAAGAAGAUGAACUUGAGUCUGGAGACCAGGACGAGGAGGAUGAUGAGAAUGAGGAUGGUGGCAAAGACCAGGGUCUCAGUAUUUAGCUUGAAAGUCUCUAGAGAUGGCAGACGUUUGUGCCGUGACUUUGGAGAUGGAAACUACAGCCAGUGUUCAGUUUGCCUCCACAGAAAAUAAAGAUGUAUAAACCAGUGGAACGCAUUUACUAAUAAAACUGUUGAUGUAUUUUUAAAAAUAUUGCCACCUUGUUAAAAGCCCUAACAGUAACUUUAUACAGAGCACGUUUUAUUUAAUUUUAUCUAAACUAUCCCAGAAUGUAAUUCGUAGAGCCCAAGAGGCCAAACAACUUCAUUUCAAGACAUGUGGUGCCAGUGGUGUCCUUCUAGGUGCCCUGGUUAGCUCUGAGGCCCUGUGGCGCUUGAGUGCCAGCACUGGUGAUUUACCAUUCCCAAUGCAGUGUCUGCGUUCCCCGGGCGAAGGUUUCCUUGUGAAGGAAGGAGGUGGCUUCAGGCCGGCUGGCCUGGUGGGCGGGGAUGGUGCAUGCCAUCCAUCUCCCUCCAUCUGUGACAUCCACACCAGCAGGGCGACGCUGCGGUUCGGAGCUGUCCCUUGUCUCCUGGGCACCGUAGUGCGAGGUCUGACUGAGGGCUUGUUGCGGUGUGUGCGUGGCUGGUUUUCUUCUUCAGCUAAACAUGGAAAACAGAUUGUGAGUUCAUGAUCAUCCAGCUCUGAUUAGUAUUGUUAGAUUAUCAGAAAACAUGUUCUUAGUUUGAAAGAGGCCUAGACUAUGAUUUAUAUAAUUUAUUGGCAUUUUUGCUGAAUAGGUUUAAGUCAAGUAACAGAUUUUUAAAAACCAAAUAAAGCAGUGUGUCAAAAUUUAAUGUUUUCAUAAUAAAAAUAGAGAUUACAUUCA
Cavia porcellus (domestic guinea pig) is the source of this 3707-nucleotide messenger RNA. RefSeq names its product USO1 vesicle transport factor (gene Uso1). The record is from RefSeq and is a predicted model, not a curated record. Gene Ontology annotation, biological process: vesicle fusion with Golgi apparatus; endoplasmic reticulum to Golgi vesicle-mediated transport; transcytosis. The transcript is spliced from 23 exons. Gene Ontology annotation, molecular function: protein binding. Gene Ontology annotation, cellular component: Golgi membrane; endoplasmic reticulum; cytoplasm. NCBI's taxonomy places the organism in Eukaryota, Metazoa, Chordata, Mammalia, Rodentia, Caviidae. Bases 154 to 2880 code for a protein of 908 amino acids.